UUUGUACUUCAAAAUUUUUGCAGGUCAACGUGACACUUCUAGCCUCCGCCAAUCGCAUCGUUUACUUCAUCGGGCACUUGAAAUUACUGCAAUCAAAGCAGUUAUUUGCUUAAAGCACUUACUGCAAGCGUCCGAAUAGUCAAUCCGAGCAUGAUGAGAAUCUUCUUGCCAACACUCGUCGCGAUUUGGGCAGUCCAUGCCUUCGCGUUUGUGACCCCACCCUAUCCUGUCUUUCUACAAGCUUCUCCCACCGUCCUUCGGACCGCUUCGCAGGGUGCAACCCUGGAUCAACAUUUGAUGGAUCUAGCACAAAAGUUCAAGCUUGAAAUUUUUGAUCUUGACGAAGGUCUGUUCGGAUUCGACUCUAAAGACAACCGAUACGGCCUGGAAGUCGUUCAUACCAAUAUCGACGUGGGCAAUGAUGGACUAGGCUUGGUCCUCACUGAAAUGGCCGGCAGUCCCGACGGACGUGGGCUUGUUAUGGUGAGCAAAAUUACGGGAAAUGCCGCCAAGGCUAACCCUCAGGCCAUUCACGUGGGUGACACGAUUACUGGAGUUAUGGCCAACGACGGCGUGCUGAAAGAACGCGUCACCGCGUUCAAUUAUGACAAGACGGUCGAGGCAAUCGGCAGGGCAAAAGAAUCCUCCACUGAUGGGACCAUUACGUUAGAAUUGAACCGUCUCAUCAAACGCCUCCCUGUGAGGGUCGAAAUCGAUGACGGUUCGGGUCAUGUGCAAGUUAUUGAAGCAUUGGCGGGUGAAAAUCUUCGACGAAUGUUUAUGCGCAAGCAACUGAAACUCUACGACGAGCGCACACGUCGGUUUGAUCAACCUUUCAACACCGGGAACUGUGGCGGAGACGGCGUCUGUGGGACAUGUUUGGUGAAUGUUUUACAAGGUAUGGACUUGCUUAAUCCGAAAGACAGUCACGAGGUUUUCAUAACCAAAGGUCGACCGCCAUCCUGGAGAGCGUCCUGCCGCACAACCGUAGGUUUCAACAACGUCGGAGGUACCCUUCGGAUCAGUCUUCAUCCUCAAUCUGAAUUGCCCGAGGAGCUGUCGCCCGGAGUCAAGAGUCUCAAGCCAUAA
Messenger RNA from Phaeodactylum tricornutum CCAP 1055/1, 1089 nucleotides. RefSeq lists its product with no specific name. Gene Ontology annotation, molecular function: iron-sulfur cluster binding. The record is from RefSeq and is a predicted model, not a curated record. The transcript has 2 exons. Lineage: Eukaryota; Bacillariophyta; Bacillariophyceae; Surirellales; Neidiaceae. The coding region runs from base 151 to 1089 and encodes 312 amino acids.